This is a messenger RNA of Nilaparvata lugens (brown planthopper), 1167 nucleotides long. RefSeq lists its product as uncharacterized. Gene Ontology annotation, cellular component: nucleus. The transcript has a single exon. The record is from RefSeq and is a predicted model, not a curated record. Bases 1 to 1167 code for a protein of 388 amino acids. Gene Ontology annotation, molecular function: DNA binding. Lineage: Eukaryota; Metazoa; Arthropoda; Insecta; Hemiptera; Delphacidae.
AUGUUUGCAGCUACAGCUGCAGGAAAACUAUUGCCUCCAUAUGUCAUUUACAAAUCCAAACAUUUGUAUGAUUUGUGGUGUGAAGGUGGUCCUGCUGAAGCCCUAUACAACAGGACCAAGUCGGGAUGGAUUGAUGGAAACACCUUUCUAGAUUGGUUCCAGAGAGUUGUUGUUCCCUACUGCCGUCGCAUCGAUGGAAAAAAAGUGAUUAUAGGAGAUAACUUGAGUUCCCACCUGUCUCCUGAAGUGAUCAGGUUAUGUGAGCUGAACAACAUUGGAUUUAUUUUUUUACCGGCAAACUCCACUCACCUAACGCAACCGCUGGACAUUGCUUUAUUUGCACCAAUGAAAAAGUGUUGGCGUAAAGUAAUGGAACAGGCCAAAUUGAAAUCAAAGUCCAAUGUUUUUGAUAAGAGAUUCUUUCCAGCACAUCUUAAAGAUGCAAUCCAUUUGAUGGUGGGUACUCUUGACAAAGACAUCAAAGCAGGAUUUGAUAAAGCUGGAAUACAGCCUGUAAACCGAAAUAGGGUCCUAGAAAUGCUACCAUCUGAGGAGGAUCAACUGGAUGAAGUGGAUAAUGAAGCAUUGAUAAACGACAGCUUAACAGCGUUCCUGAAGGAAAUGAGAUAUCCUGAGCAGAUAGAACCAGCAAAGAAGCGGAAGAAGAAGCUGAACAUCCCCCCUGGUCGUAGUGUAACAUCAAAGGAUUUUGAGACAAGUGAAGAAAAUUCAAGUGAAGAGGAGGAUGAACCAGAAGGAAUGAACAAUGAUUCCUCUGACAACUCCCUGCCAAGUUUAGGAGUUGUUGAACCAGAAGAACACAAUGUGGAGAAUGAGGAUGUGGAGAAUGAGGAUGUGGAUGAUGAAGAUGUGGAUGAUGAGGAUGUGGAUGUGGAGGAUGAAAAGCAAAUUGAAGAAGGGAAUUGGGUGCAAGUGAAUUUUCAAUAUGAUACAGGAGUGAAAACAUUCAUUGGUAAGGUCAUAGAAAAAUUGUCCAGUGAUAGGUUCAUGGGAUCAUUCCUUCGAGAAAAACCAUCAACAAAAAUGAAAAAUGUUCAUGUUUUUCCAGAUGUUCCGGACAUUACUGAAUUUAAAAAAGAACAGGUAUCAAAAUUUCUAAAAGAGCCUACAAGUAAGAGAGGAAGGUAUUUUUUCACUGAAAUGUAA